Euleptes europaea (tarantolino) is the source of this 327-nucleotide messenger RNA. It is a transcript of the gene RPL38, whose product is annotated as ribosomal protein L38. The transcript has 4 exons. Gene Ontology annotation, cellular component: ribosome; cytosolic large ribosomal subunit. NCBI's taxonomy places the organism in Eukaryota, Metazoa, Chordata, Lepidosauria, Squamata, Sphaerodactylidae. The record is from RefSeq and is a predicted model, not a curated record. Gene Ontology annotation, molecular function: structural constituent of ribosome. Gene Ontology annotation, biological process: translation; protein-RNA complex assembly. Bases 76 to 288 code for a protein of 70 amino acids.
UUUCUCGUGCAUCGCCAGUGAUUUCGGCCAUAUUGAUUUUUCUCCCGCAGGCAGCAGCCGCCAGAAGCCGUCGCCAUGCCUCGUAAAAUUGAAGAGAUCAAAGACUUCCUGUUGACUGCCAGGAGAAAAGAUGCAAAAACUGUCAAGAUUAAAAAAAACAAGGAUAAUGUGAAAUUCAAGGUUCGAUGCAGCCGGUAUCUGUAUACGCUCGUCAUCACAGACAAGGAAAAGGCUGAAAAAUUGAAGCAGUCUCUGCCACCAGGUUUGGCCGUGAAGGAACUGAAGUGAAUCUCUGUCACGCCUGCAGUUUAGCCCAUGGAUUAUAAU